AUGUUGCUCAUGACGAUCUCGGCAAACCACGCGCAAACCGAUGCUGACUACGAGCUGGUGUGCGAGAAUGAUUCAAAUUUGGAUCGAGGUGACGGACUCUGUGAUGACUACUUAAAUGAGCCCCUUUGCAGAUACGAUGGCGGCGAUUGUUGCAGCUGCACCUGCGAUCGGUCGCUUGUGGACAGCACAACAGAUGACUCCGGCUACGAUGUCCACCCGUGCGGAGACAACCUGUUCAACUGCAUCGAUCCUAGUGCUCCUGAUUUCGACCGCCUACCUGUCUACGGCUGCGGCAGCAUGCCAUCGGUUCCUCCUCGCUGCCCAUCGGAAGGGCAGAGCCAAUGGGUCGUGGAGGACACGGCGGGGGCAUCCGCUCUAGCGAAUGCGGUCAGCAAUUGCUCCGGGGGGAAUUUCGAUGUGGACUGGAGGGGGCACGUCUUUGUCAACACUACGCUCUGGGUGGUGGAUGGCACGUCUCUCACGGGCACGGCGGUGUUGGUCCAAGACUCGAACUUGUCUUGGAGCGGAGAGACGCUGUUCACGAACAACACCGAAAGCGGGUGCAUAGACGUUAGGAACUCUCACGUUUCAUGGAGCGGCGUGACCAGCUUCGAAAACAACCAUGGCGGCACUUCAAGCAGUGUUCGGUCGGUCAUAUCCAUAAGCAGUGCGGGGUCUGUGUCGUUCAGCGGCCGCACACAAUUCGUGAACAACACGGCCAGUCAUACCGGGGGGGCAGUUCGUGUCGGAUAUGGCGCCGCCCUCGAGUGGAGCGGGCCAACAAUCUUCCACAACAAUACCGCCAGCACCAAUGGGGGAGCCUUGUACGUCACAGACGGCAAUGUUUCUUGGUCUGGCCAAACUUUGUUUGACGGAAAUUCCGCAAUCGACGAUGGCGGGGCCUUAUUUAUCGACACCGGCGCCACGGUGACCUGGAGCGGAGAAACGACAUUCGCAGGAAACAUGGCCACUGUCAACGGAGGCGCUAUUGGAACAGCACUGGAGCCCGAGGUGGGCGGAUCACUUGCCUCGCUCGUGGUGAACGGAAGCACGGCCUUUGUCGACAACACCUGUGAAGGCAGCGGUGGCGCGAUUAAGACCUCCGGCGCCGUGAGCUUGGCGCUCGAAGACGUGGUGUUCACGGGUAACUCUGCUCAAUCCAGAGGCGGGGCCUUGUACAUUUCCAACACUGCGGUGGGACCGACCCUUGUCGGCUUGACGUUCACAGGCAACACAGCUCACACCGGCGGAGCGGUUUACGUCACAGCCAGCGGAGUCGACGCUGUUUUUGGAGAUGGGUAUCCCACCACGUUUGCCGGGUGUUACUUUGCGGACAACUUUGCGGACCUGUCAGGCGGGGCUAUUGACUCUUCUUCCGGGGACGACAGCAUCGAGAGCUCCGACUUCAUCAGCAAUAAGGCCGUCAUAGGAGGGGCGCUACGGCUUGCCGGCAACGAUGUAUCGAUAAAAUAUUGCACGUUCGACGGCAACGCAGCCGGUACCGUGGACGGAGGACCGGCUGUAUCGAACGUCGGCGACCUGGACGUUUGGAAUUCGGUCUUCAGGAGGAACUACAUAGAGUGCCCUCCGGGAUCCUUCGUUGACUAUUACGAGUCAGAGGGCGGGCGCUAUGAAGCCGUCUGUGAUGGCUGUCCGGCAGCCGACGACGGGAUCACCAUGGGGGUUGAGAACCUGGUCCCAACAUGCACGGAGACGCUCGAGAACACCCGAAGCGAUGGCGCCAACACUUCGAUAGAGGAUAUUCGCAUCGACCCCGGGUAUUGGCGGGCGACCACAACCACCACUACAGUCCUUGCUUGCUACAAUGCCGACGCCUGCCUUGGGGGCAUCACGGGGGAGGCUGGCUACUGCCGGGAAGGGUAUUACGGCCCGUACUGCGCGAUCUGCACGGAAAACUACGGUCGAACUAUGGCUUUUGAGUGCACCAAGUGCUCCUCUGGCGAGGGCGUCGCCGUCGGUGUAAUUUUCGUUUCGGCUUUGGCAGUGGGGGGCGCCGCGUUGGUGGCUUACUUGGUGUCGAACGAGCGGGAGGGGGGCGGAGGCGGGGGCUUGAUCGUCCUGGUGAAGGACAAGGUGUCUUUCCGGUCGCUCAAGAUCGUCGUCGUUGUCUGGCAGAUUUUGACCCAGUUCUCGGACGUGGCGAACGUCACCUACCCUCAUAUCUACCAGCGGUUUUUGGAUGUCAUUGACGUCCUCAACUUCGACAUUGGGUGGGUGAUUUCAGCUGGGUGCGUCGUCGACUUCGACUUCCACGAUCAUCUGCUGACGGCCACUAUCGGGCCCAUCAUCGUCGUGGGUGUCCUAGGCGCGACCUACGCGGCGGCCUCGUAUCGGAAUCGUGGUUCGGAUGAAGCCAUCGCCAGAGUCUUCCGCAAGCACGUUUCGGCCGUGCUCCUGGUGACCUUUCUUGUGUAUUCAUCGGUGUCGUCGACCGUAUUUCGGAUGUUCGUGUGCGACCCACUCGCGGACAGCAAUUCCUAUCUUCGUGCGGACUACAGCAUCCAGUGCAGCUCCACCAAGCACCGAGCUCUGCAGAUCUUCGCCGUUUUCAUGGUCCUAUUGUAUCCCGUAGGCAUCCCUCUAUUUUAUGGCAUCCUCCUCUAUAAUACCCGCGAGGCACUCAAAGAUGGGUCUUGUAGACAGGCGCAUCCACAAGCCAAAACCAUCUCCGCUCUUUGGGAACCGUACACGCCCAAGCGGUACUACAACGAGGUGGUUGAGUGUGGCCGGCGGAUGCUGCUUACUGGGGUGGUGGUCUUCAUUUAUCCCAAUAGCGCGGCUCAGAUUGCUAUAUCUCUGCUGAUGACCUUCGCGUUCUUGGUCAUAUCCGAGGUGCUUGCUCCGUUCGCUUCUGCUUGGGAUUGCUGGGUCUCACGCUGCGGACACAUCUUAAUUUUCGUGACCAUGUUCGUUGCGCUCUUGCUCAAAGUUGAUGUCUCGGACGAGCGUGAAGGUAGCCAGAGACUGUUUGCAGGAAUCCUUGUGGUGACGAAUUUGGUGUUAUUUGGCGCCGCCGUGGCGGAGAUGGUGUGGAUGUGGUGUGCGGUCAAGAUGGAGGAGAAUGGAUCGCCGUGGUCUGGAAGAGUCCGUGGCGUAAAGGACUUCGGCGUUGUUACCUCGCGCGCAGGCGGUUCUGAGUGCUCGCUCCCAGAACCGGAAGUUGGUAGCAUCCCCCCCCGCUCAGAAACAUGA
Molecule: messenger RNA, 3213 nt
Organism: Ectocarpus siliculosus
Lineage: Eukaryota; Phaeophyceae; Ectocarpales; Ectocarpaceae
Source: the annotation of a GenBank genome assembly